CCUCAGGCACUCUCUCUCUCUCUCUUACUCUCCUUCAGUCACAGGGGGGGAUUCUCCGUAACCAGCUGUAGCCUCACUACACUCACUCAUCAUCACCGUUCCUCUGAGGUUGUUCUGUCUUUUUCUCUUUUUUUUCUUUUUGCAUUUUUCCACUCUGAAUUUAAUUCCUCAGCUGCUGAUGUCACAGCUUACAUCAAGUGUGUGUGUGGAUGCUACCAAGGUGCGAGGGAUGGGGAGAGGAGACAACUUUGAGGCUGCGGACACUGCACCUCUCCACUGAACCGAGACUCUUUGGACAGGUUCAUUAACUGUUGAGAGACUCUUCAGCAAUGGAGCGAUUUCUGUUGUAGUGGAUGUCUCUUUUUUUUUUAUUUUCCCCUCUUCUUCUCGAGUCUUCUGGAUAUUGAUUCUCUCUUUUCUCUUCUCCUUUGAUUCCACCUGCGCGCGUGUUUCGUCUCCCAGACACCCCGUGGCAAUAUGUUGGUGUUUUUAUGGAGUGUGAAAUAUUUGCAGUGCAUGUGAAGUUUUUUUUCUUUUUCUUGGAGGAGCAAAGUGAGACAAAGCAUGGCUGAUGGACGUGCAGCCGAGUGUUGAACGAUCCCUCGAUCCAGGGAGGCAGCUCAGAAAUGACCACCGUGUCCAUGGAGCCUGUGCGAGUCCUCUCAGAAAGGGGCACCAAUGCCACUGACCCCCCGGUGAGCGCUCACGAGGACACCGCCGCCACCUUCACCAUCGGCACCAUCCUCUCCAUCAUGUGCCUCGUCGGCGUCUCGGGGAACAUCUACACCUUGGUGGUCAUGUGCCAGUCCAUGAGGACGGCGGCGUCCAUGUACAUCUACAUUAUAAACUUGGCUCUGGCCGACCUGCUGUACCUGCUCACCAUCCCCUUCAUCGUCUGCACACACUUCCUGAAGGAGUGGUACUUCGGGAACACGGGCUGCCGGAUUCUGAUCAGCAUGGACUUCCUGACCAUGCACGCCAGCAUCUUCACGCUGACCAUCAUGAGCACGGAGCGCUACUUUGCCGUGCUCAAGCCACUCGACACGGUGAAGCGGUCUAAAAGCUACCGGAAGGCCAUCGCUCUGCUGGUGUGGGCGGCCUCUCUUAUUCUGACUCUGCCGAUGGUUGUGAGCAUCCAGCUCAUGACGGUGGGCACCAAGGCCAUGUGUCAGUCCACCCUGUCCCGACUCUCCUACAAGGUUUACAUCUCCUUCCUGUUUUGUACUAGCAUCGUUGCUCCAGGACUGAUCAUCGGCUUUCUCUACACUCAGCUCGCACGCACCUACUGGGUUUCACAGACGGAGACCUUCAAACAGACCAAGAAACUCCCCAAUCAAAAGGUGUUGUACCUGAUCUUCACCAUCGUGCUCCUCUUCUGGGCGUGCUUCCUGCCGUUCUGGAUCUGGCAGCUGCUGUUCCAGUUCUACCCGACGCUGUCGCUCUCCGCCGAAGCCAAGCGCAACAUCAACUACCUGACCACGUGUCUGACGUACUCCAACAGCUGCAUCAACCCCUUCCUCUACACGCUGCUCACCAAGAACUACAAGGAGUACCUGCGGAAGCACAAGCGCUCCUGGUCGGCUGGCAGCUACUUCAACAGAAGGAGCCGGUUCCAGCGUUCGCCCCGGAGGUCACCGUCUUCCAGCAGUCAGCAGUGUACGGAGAGCUUCAUGCUCACACACACGGCCUCCCUGCGAGCUCACAACAGCAGCUUGUGAGGUAGGGGCAAAUUUCGCUGACUAAAGUUUUAGCUGAUUGUCAAAACCAGUACGACUCUGGUUCUCUGAGAUGCAUCAAAUGAUUCUUCGGGAACAAAGCUUAGCGCUGCACUAAUUUCCCCUUUUCUAUCUUUAUAUUAAAUAGUACACAUCAGCCGUGCAGGGGCUGAUGUAUAGACACAGCUUUGUUGACGUUCUGUAAUGAAUGAAAGCCUCGGUAUGACGAGUUAUGUGACUACAGAUGGCACAGAUUUGCAGGCCUUGGAAAACAACAGCCCUGUCCUGGAUUUCUACUUCCAUUCCAUAUGAGGCAAGUGCCUCUUAAUGUUUAUGUAUGGAACUGGGUGAGCUGACGAGACACAUUAAAACAAUAAAUAUUCAAUUGCACGGAGA
Solea senegalensis (Senegalese sole) is the source of this 2111-nucleotide messenger RNA. It is a transcript of the gene uts2r1, whose product is annotated as urotensin-2 receptor. The transcript is spliced from 3 exons. Bases 627 to 1718 code for a protein of 363 amino acids. Gene Ontology annotation, molecular function: urotensin II receptor activity. The record is from RefSeq and is a predicted model, not a curated record. Gene Ontology annotation, cellular component: membrane. NCBI's taxonomy places the organism in Eukaryota, Metazoa, Chordata, Actinopteri, Pleuronectiformes, Soleidae. Gene Ontology annotation, biological process: neuropeptide signaling pathway; blood vessel diameter maintenance; regulation of blood pressure.